Molecule: messenger RNA, 1485 nt
Organism: Rhagoletis zephyria (snowberry fruit fly)
Lineage: Eukaryota; Metazoa; Arthropoda; Insecta; Diptera; Tephritidae
Source: RefSeq, a predicted model, not a curated record
AUGGCUUUGCCCAAAGCAUAUUCUCUGACAGACGAAGGAGCUCCGGAGGAGACACAGUUGGCAACCACCAAUCUGCCGCCGCCAGCUCAGGAGCGCAGUACGUGGAUCAUCAAGUGCGACAAUGGCAACUGGGUGGGCAGUGCCUUCAUGUGUGAAGACGACCUCAGCACUACGAGCACUGCACCUCCCGAAAGCAUUGCCAUGCCGACCAAAUCGACGCCACCCCCGCUACCGCAACCGUGCACUUUCACGGCAGACGACGCCAAUGUGCUGGUCUUCAAUGGCAGUGACUCCACUCAGCUGGCCGGCUAUUCAAAUAUGACCUUUCCGCAUGACAGUCUCAUUCUGAUUCGCUGUAAGGACAUUGGCAAGUACCAGCUGACGGGAGCAAAGGAGCGUCUCUGUCGCAAUGGAGUGUGGUCGCCCGAUGAGGAAAGUAAUCGCUGUAUUGGGCUGAAUCAGGCUUUCGACUAUGAUGUCAACAAGCCGCCAACGAUUCAAUUUCGAAAUUCCAAUGGCCCAAUUGAGCAAACUGCGGACGGAAAACUGCUCGUCUAUCCCGGAACCAUUCUUCACCUGGAAUGUCUUUUCCAGAGAAAGCUGGGCAGUCCAUCGUGGAGUUGGACGCAUCCUGGCCGUGCUCAAGAGUACCAACAACAAUGGGCAACAGAAGACGUCAUCAACUCACUGGCGUACCGACUGACAAUCUUUCAUGCUAAAGAGCAAGAUUCGGGCGUGUACACUUGCGUCACUCCUGGAUCACAUUCACACUCGGUUGAAGUGCUAGUCAAAGCCAUCCACUGCGAAUCACUGGAGCAAAGCCCCGGACUUCAAGUUUCUUCCAAGAUAACACUACUCGGCAGUCAUGUCGAGUUUUCCUGUCAGCCCAAUCACGAUCUAGUGGGCGUCACCUCGGCCACUUGUCUCUACUCUGGCAGGUGGUCUCAUCCUAUUCCGCAGUGCAGAGUCACCGAGUGCUCAUCCCUCUCCUCGCACGCUCACCUCGACUCGAGUCCCUCUCACACGUCGAUCAUCCCGGCAACCAUUCAGCCGCCCCUUCCGCCGAACCACCAGAUUGGCUCCACCUACAUCUUCACCUGUCCCAAGGGCUUCGGCUUGAUGGGCUCGCACCAGUUGCACUGUCUGGAGACGGGCAACUGGUCUCACCCGGUGCCCUACUGCAGUGAGGUGCGCUGUCCGGCGCCGGCAGUGCCUCACCUCGGCUACCUCGAAGGCCUGGUCGAUCCGCAGCUGGCGCCGGUGGCCCACGACGCCGGCGACAUUGUACAGUACACCUGUCAGCCCGGGUUCAUGCUUGAAGGCAACCCGAUUAGCAUCUGCCAGGAGAAUGGCCGCUGGAGUGGGCCACCGCCUCGGUGCANACAGUACACCUGUCAGCCCGGGUUCAUGCUUGAAGAUGUAUCUAAAGACUUUCAUGUACAGAAAAAGAGNGUAGGCAACACACUAGAACAUUCUCAAAUGUAG